AUGGUCUACAACAUAGGCAAAGAUCUAGGAUUGGUUGUGAACCAUGAGCUAACCAAAACAACUGCUAGGGUCAAGGUCCUACUCGAUGGACUGAAACCUAUAGUCAAAAGAGCCAUAAUAGAGUAUGACUCGGGAGAAGAAAGCAUGGUCUACCUGGAGUACGAAAAACUAGAGAACCAUUGCUCGAUCUGCAACUCCUUCUGUCACCUAAAGAAAGAUUGCCCAGACUUCCUCUCGGCUAACCUGCAUUCAACUCCACAACAGACCGAAGGAGGUCAAAGCCAGGAAGCCAAUUCGCGCAGACAACAAGAGACACUCUAUGGCGACAAAGGGUACCUACACCCUUACCAUAGUCGAAGAGAACUGGCUCUAGAGCAGACAUGGAAAAACAAAGCAGAAUCCACGCAAGAGCACCGUCGGGAAUCCUUCCACGAUAGAGUAGACUGCCAUGGUAACAGCUAUGGAGAUAGAGUGGCUACAAAGCAAACACGCGUUCCCCCACCAGUAAGAGAAGUAGACCCCAAACGAGCAGAAACAACUACUUGGAAGAGCAAACCUCUUGCGAAGAAAACAGAGGAACAAGUCUACAAGUCUCCACCAUACUCCAGAAACAGAGAGGGCCUGAGAAGCAGAGAAGCAUACAACCACCCUAAGGAAGCAGCAGCAAGAAGACAGAGAGUCCUCUCAAGUGAGGCCGAAGGUUUGCUGGAAACAACUGCGACCUCCAUCCUCCAGGCAGCAGAAGAACAAAGAAGACCAUUAUCACCUUGGGAGCUAGGGAUAAGAGAGGAAAGCCCUCCCGGAAUUGAUUUUGAAACCGCUAUGCAACCCUCCGAUAAGGAGGAAACGCCUCAACCUACUCAAAGCAAGACAUCAAAAGCACAAAAGAAGAAGCAGAAGCUCAAAUCAGUGAUUACUACACCAAACAUCCUGAAAGGAAUGAGUACGAGAAAGAGAAACCUAUCUCAGAUGAGAUUCUCACCUGCAGGUGUAAGCAAAUCCCCUGAGAGGAAGAAGCAGAAAGACUCCAGCACAAAUUCCCAAAAAGAAGGACAAGUAGGACCGUCUACAAGGAUAGUGAACCCUUCUAUUAACCUGAUCCCAGCAGCGGCAAAGAGGAAAGCGGAUUUUCGGUUUCCUCCAACCCCGGCUCCUUAG
This is a messenger RNA of Raphanus sativus (radish), 1158 nucleotides long. RefSeq lists its product as uncharacterized. The transcript is spliced from 2 exons. Lineage: Eukaryota; Viridiplantae; Streptophyta; Magnoliopsida; Brassicales; Brassicaceae. The record is from RefSeq and is a predicted model, not a curated record. The coding region runs from base 1 to 1158 and encodes 385 amino acids.